Drosophila takahashii is the source of this 536-nucleotide messenger RNA. RefSeq names its product Dolichyl-phosphate mannosyltransferase subunit 2 (gene Dpm2). The record is from RefSeq and is a predicted model, not a curated record. Gene Ontology annotation, cellular component: dolichol-phosphate-mannose synthase complex; endoplasmic reticulum membrane. Gene Ontology annotation, biological process: GPI anchor biosynthetic process. NCBI's taxonomy places the organism in Eukaryota, Metazoa, Arthropoda, Insecta, Diptera, Drosophilidae. Gene Ontology annotation, molecular function: enzyme regulator activity.
UUGUUUGUUUUGUUUACAAUUAACUCGCUCGCGCUGGAAAUCCUUGAAGAUCCACCCCGAAAGUCAGCGUUUAGUGGACAGUGGAGCCGUUCGAGCUGGGGAGAAACGCCCCAUGAGCAGUCUUCCGCCGAAAUCGAAGCCGGUCGCGUGUUUUCUCGCCCGAGAAUCCCCAGAAUUUCCGAGAAUAGCUAUUUAUGGCUUCGAAUGCGCAACUCGGAAAACUCAUUUUGUUAGCCGCAAUCGCCGUGUUCUUCUACUACUCAUUCUGGGUGGCCGUCCUGCCGUUUAUGCUCAUCGAUGAAGGUAAUCCCAUUCGCCUGUUCUUUCCUCCGCUGAAGUACGCUUUUAUAGUGCCCACUGUGUUCGGGGUGAUCUUCCUCGGCGGCAUCGCCGCGUUCUCCUUCUAUCACAUCUGGAGCCUGCGGGUGAAGCGCGAUUAAGGGGUUAUCCGGGGGUUAUCACUCCCGUGGCGAACGUAAGUGAGUGAUUCCGCUGGAAGCGAAAACAGGGAAUAAACCGCCGAUAAUCAGUCGAGG